AUUGUGGGAAUUCGGGCCCGCUAGUGUCGUGGUUGGAGGCGAGGUGGGGCGGCCGUUUGUUUUCUCGUGGUCUCGAGCUCGCGCGCUCUCAUCCCCUCCCCCGCGGCGUGCGGCGGGGCGGAGAAACGGCGGCGGCGGCAUCGGCGGCAUCGGCAGCAGUAGCAGAGGCUGUAGCAUCGGACACCCUCCUCUCUCCCGCAAACCGGUUCCUCUUCCCCCUCCUUCUCACUGUUUGUUGUGUGUUUGAUGUGUUAAAGCAGGAGCGAGAACCCGAGCAGCGCCAUGAGCAACACUACCGUCGUCCCCAGCACUGCAGGUCCGGGCCCCAGCGGCGGGCCCGGUGGCGGAGGUGGUGGCGGCGGAGGCGGCGGCACCGAGGUAAUCCAGGUGACUAAUGUCUCCCCGAGCGCUAGCUCUGAGCAGAUGCGGACUCUCUUCGGUUUCCUAGGCAAGAUCGACGAACUGCGCCUCUUCCCGCCGGAUGAUUCGCCUUUGCCAGUCUCAUCUCGUGUCUGCUUUGUUAAGUUCCAUGAUCCAGACUCAGCAGUUGUGGCACAGCAUCUGACAAACACUGUAUUCGUUGACAGAGCUUUGAUAGUCGUACCAUAUGCAGAAGGAGUUAUUCCUGAUGAAGCUAAAGCUUUGUCUCUGUUGGCACCAGCUAAUGCAGUGGCAGGUCUUCUGCCUGGUGGUGGACUCCUGCCUACUCCUAACCCACUUACCCAGAUUGGCGCUGUUCCACUGGCUGCUUUGGGGGCUCCUACUCUUGAUCCUGCCCUUGCUGCACUUGGGCUUCCUGGAGCAAACUUGAACUCUCAGUCUCUUGCUGCAGAUCAGUUGCUGAAGCUUAUGAGUACUGUUGAUCCCAAGUUGAAUCAUGUAGCUGCUGGUCUCGUUUCACCAAGUCUGAAAUCGGAUACCUCUAGUAAAGAAAUAGAGGAAGCUAUGAAAAGAGUACGAGAAGCACAGUCCCUAAUUUCUGCUGCUAUAGAACCAGAUAAGAAAGAAGAAAAAAGAAGGCAUUCAAGAUCAAGAUCACGUUCUAGGAGGAGGAGGACUCCCUCAUCUUCUAGACACAGACGGUCAAGAAGCAGAUCGAGACGGCGGUCACAUUCUAAGUCUAGGAGUCGGCGACGAUCCAAAAGCCCAAGGCGGAGAAGAUCUCAUUCCAGAGAAAGAGGUAGAAGGUCAAGGAGCACAUCAAAAACAAGAGAUAAAAAGAAAGAAGACAAAGAAAAGAAACGUUCUAAAACACCACCAAAAAGUUACAGCACAGCCAGACGUUCUAGAAGUGCAAGCAGAGAGAGACGACGACGAAGAAGCAGGAGUGGCACAAGAUCUCCUAAAAAGCCUCGGUCUCCUAAAAGAAAAUUGUCUCGCUCACCAUCCCCUAGGAGACAUAAAAAGGAGAAGAAGAAAGAUAAAGACAAAGAAAGAAGUAGGGAUGAAAGAGAACGAUCAACAAGCAAGAAGAAGAAGAGUAAAGAUAAGGAAAAGGACCGGGAAAGAAAAUCAGAGAGUGAUAAAGAUGUAAAACAGGUUACACGGGAUUAUGAUGAAGAGGAACAGGGGUAUGACAGUGAGAAAGAGAAAAAAGAAGAGAAGAAACCAAUAGAAACAGGUUCCCCUAAAACAAAGGAAUGUUCUGUGGAAAAGGGAACUGGUGAUUCACUAAGAGAAUCCAAAGUGAAUGGGGAUGAUCAUCAUGAAGAAGACAUGGAUAUGAGUGACUGAAUAUUGCUUCUGAGGGAAUCCAACUGUAUACCUGCAUCAGUGUCAUUCCUUUGUGUGAUUUGUUAAUGCUGUAUUUGUUCAUCUCAAACCUAGAUGUAUACAGCUCUGAGUUAUAAAUGGUUAUAAAGCUCCUGUUACUGAUAUUAGUUAUUUACAUCAAAAAGCUUUUAGAAAAUGGUACGAGGUAACCAAUUCUUGUCAUGGUGAAAUCUGAUUGAGUAACCAAGCAGUUUUACUAUUCUGGUGCUGCUUCAUAACAAAAAUGAAAAGCUGCAUGCAUCUACAGCAGGCAUGGAUUGUUUAUGUCGUAUGAUAUCCUUUAUUAAGUAAGUUCACUUAUAGUAUUUCUAUAAUUUGAUUCAUUGCCGUAAUAGAGCCAUGUAGGAAAUGCACUGAUUGCAUGUUAUUGUGGCAAGAAUAUCCUAAAUGUCAUUAAAAUCCUCCAACAUGAUGGAUCUACUUAUGGUCUUGUUUGUUGACAUGACAAAUUAACAUUCUUAUAGUUACAUCUGGAAAUGAGCAUUUGAAAUAGAUAAUCCUUUAAGCCUUGUGGCAAAAUUUUUGUGGCUUUUGUUUAACUUUGAAAGGUUAUUAUGCACUAACCUUUUUUGGUGGCUAAUUAGGGUUUAAAUACAGAAACAAGAUUUCAAAUAAAACUGUCUUUGGCAGUGAGUAAAUAGCAUAUUUUGAAGUAGAGUUGUAUACUUUUUCAUAAGAUGUUUGGGAAUUUUUUUCAUGAAGUAAUAAUUUAUUCCACAUCUACAUCAGUGAAAGCUAUCUACCUAUCCUGAGUCUAUCUUAAAGGAAAAAAAGAAGAAAAAAAAAAAACCUUAUCUCUUGCCCUUAUUUUGAAUUUUCCACUCUUUCAUUAAUUUGUUUUAAGCUCCGUGUUGGAAAAAAGGGGUAGUGCAUUUUAAAUUGACCUUCAUAUGCUUUUAAAAUAAGACAAAUCUACUUGAUAAUGUACCUUUAUUUGAUCUCAAGUUGUAUAAAACCAAUAAAUUUGUGUUACUGCAGUAGUAAUCUUAUGCACACGGUGAUUUCAUGUUAUAUAUGCAAAGUAGGCAACUGUUUUCUUAGUUACAGAAGUUUCAAGCUUCACUUUUGUGCAGUAGAAACAAAAGUAGGCUACAGUCUGUGCCAUGUUGAUGUACAGUUUCUGAAAUUGUUUUACAAGACUUUGAUAAUAAAACCCUUAAACUUA
This is a messenger RNA of Gorilla gorilla gorilla (western lowland gorilla), 2938 nucleotides long. It is a transcript of the gene SRSF11, whose product is annotated as serine and arginine rich splicing factor 11. Gene Ontology annotation, biological process: RNA splicing. The transcript is spliced from 12 exons. Gene Ontology annotation, cellular component: nucleoplasm. Gene Ontology annotation, molecular function: RNA binding. NCBI's taxonomy places the organism in Eukaryota, Metazoa, Chordata, Mammalia, Primates, Hominidae. Bases 283 to 1734 code for a protein of 483 amino acids. The record is from RefSeq and is a predicted model, not a curated record.